GCACUGGAGGGAGUCCCCGGCCGCGCCCGGCGAGGCAGGGCUCGGGCCGGGCCAAUCCCAGGCGACCGGGCGGGCGAGCCCGGGGCCUGGCCCGCCGGGCUGAGCAACUGGGGGUGGAGGACAAUGGGCCAGUUCCUGGUGCGUCACGGGGGAGUUUCUUAAAGGGGAAGUGAGCGGAGCUACAGGGCGGACGCAGAGUGCGGUGGUCGGCCGGGGAGGUCCCCGCGCUCUAAAAUAAUGCCCGCGGCGGUCUCGCGACCAUGCAAUGGCGAGCGCUCGUCCUGGGGCUGUUGCUUCUCCGGCUCGGCCUCCAUGGAGUGUUGUGGCUCGUCUUCGGGCUGGGGCCCAGCAUGGGCUUCUACCAGCGUUUUCCUAUCAGCUUCGGUUUCCAGCGCUUGAGGGGCCCCGACCGCACCUCGUCGCCCGCCUCGGGGCCCGCGGACGGGCCUGGGGUUCCGUCGGGGCCAUCGUGGCUCCAGCGGCCGGAGGUUGGGACGACGGCGGCCGGCCGGCACCAGGCUCCACGGCGACCCGGGCCGGGCGUGUGCGGCCCGGCCCACUGGGGCUACGUGCUGGGCGGCCGCGGCCGUGGCCGGGACGAGUACGAGAAGCGCUACAGUGGCGCCUUCCCGCCGCAGCUGCGUGCCCAGAUGCGCGACCUGGCGCGGGGCAUGUUCGUCUUCGGCUACGACAACUACAUGGCGCACGCCUUUCCCCAGGACGAGCUCAACCCCAUCCACUGCCGCGGCCGGGGGCCCGACCGCGGGGACCCUUCAAAUCUGAACAUCAAUGACGUGCUAGGGAAUUACUCAUUGACUCUUGUUGAUGCAUUGGAUACUCUUGCAAUAAUGGGAAAUUCAACUGAGUUCCAGAAAGCGGUCAAGUUAGUGAUCAACACCGUUUCAUUUGACAAAGAUUCCACUGUCCAAGUCUUUGAGGCCACAAUAAGGGUUCUUGGAAGCCUCCUUUCUGCUCAUAGAAUAAUAACUGACUCCAAGCAGCCUUUUGGUGACAUGACAAUUAAAGAUUAUGACAAUGAACUGUUGCACAUGGCUCACGACCUGGCAGUGAGGCUCCUCCCUGCCUUUGAAAACACCAAGACAGGGAUCCCCUAUCCGCGGGUGAAUUUAAAGACAGGUGUUCCUCCUGACAGCAAUAAUGAGACAUGCACGGCAGGUGCUGGUUCCCUCCUGGUGGAAUUUGGGAUUCUGAGUCGACUACUAGGAGACUCCACAUUUGAGUGGGUCGCCAGACGAGCAGUGAGAGCCCUCUGGAACCUCCGGAGCAACGACACGGGAUUAUUAGGCAAUGUUGUGAACAUCCAGACAGGCCACUGGGUUGGAAAGCAGAGUGGCUUGGGUGCUGGGCUGGACUCCUUCUAUGAAUACCUCUUGAAGUCUUACAUUCUCUUUGGAGAAAAAGAAGAUCUAGAAAUGUUUAAUGCUGCAUAUCAGAGCAUUCAGAACUACUUGAGAAGAGGGCGGGAAGCCUGUAAUGAAGGAGAAGGAGACCCCCCACUCUAUGUCAACGUGAACAUGUUCAGUGGGCAGCUCAUGAACACCUGGAUUGACUCUCUGCAGGCCUUCUUCCCUGGACUGCAGGUUCUGAUAGGAGAAGUGGAAGAUGCCAUCUGCCUCCACGCCUUUUACUACGCCAUAUGGAAACGGUACGGGGCCCUCCCCGAGAGGUACAACUGGCAGCUACAGGCCCCCGAUGUUCUCUUCUACCCUCUGAGACCAGAGUUAGUGGAAUCCACUUAUCUCCUCUACCAGCUGUUUGAUGAGGAGAAUCCAGUACACAAAUCUGGAACCAGAUACAUGUUUACAACUGAGGGCCACAUUAUAUCUGUGGACAAACAUCUUCGGGAAUUGCCUUGGAAGGAAUUCUUCUCUGAAGAUGGAGGGCAGGACCAAGAAGAAAAGUUUGUUCACAGGCCGAAAUCUCAUGAGUUAAAAGUCAUCAACUCUAGCUCCAACUGCAAUCGCGUUCCCGAUGAGAGGAGAUACUCCCUGCCCUUAAAGAGCAUCUACAUGCGUCAGAUUGACCAGAUGGUUGGCUUGGUAUGACCUGCUCCCUGCGUGGCUGAGUCUUAAACCAACCUAACCAGCUAAACCCAGACCACACCAAAAUCCAGUCUGAAGUAGAAGAGGUGGAAGUCUGGCUGCCAAUGACAGUAGAAAUCUCUGUCUUAACUCACUACCCACAUCUGGGUAAUUCUUGCAUACUUCAGUGUUUCUCUUCCAUUCAAUAAAAUGUCCUAUUUUUCUUAAGGAUGUAAUUAGAAGUGAGAAGGUACAUGAAAAUUGUUUUCUUUUGACAUGCUGAUGUUGCUAAGCACAGUAGAUGUGGCUUCUUUGGGUUGAUCUUCCCAGCUUCAUAGUUAGAAUCCAAGUCUCUUCACUUUGCCACCACUUGCCAUACUGCAGUAUUGCUACCUCUUUUUUUAGAGGAUUGGAAUGAAAUUCCUGUACAAAGGGCCUGAGAUUUACUUGUCAUCCUACUUAGUUGCAUUGAAAAUGUCAUCCUUUCUCUUACUAGAUUAUUGGGUUCUUCGCCAGAUAUCCAGUUAUUUGCUUCAGAAUAAUGAUCUAAACAGAAUUCUGAUAGACAGUCUCUUAAGUUGUGAUGUCAUGGUAUGUAUAAGAGGUUAACAGAUCUUUUGGGAGGCAUUUGCAUUUAUUUUGAACAUGAACUUGUCUGAGAAACUCUCGCAGUUCCAUAUCCAGGUGCCUUUUAGGGAGGAAAAAAACCCCUAAGUCAUCUGAGCUUCCAUCCUUCUCAUAUUUUCUAGCCAAGGAUUCUCAGUUCUGACCAUCUUUGAGUUAGAGUUUUGUUUUGCCUGUGUCUAGUGCCAAUUAGCUAAUCAGGGGUUCUGACCAUCUUUGAGUUAGAGUUUUGUUUUGUUUUUGUUGCCUGUGUCUAGUGCCAAUUAGCUAAUCAGGGAGAAAGAAAUGAUCAGAUGACUUUCUGACAUCUUUGAGCCAUUUCUCUGUGUAAUACAGGCUUUAGGCUAGUGCCUUAUAAGGUUUUGGUUUGGGCUAUUGGCCGUCACAACCACUGCUAUGGUUGCAGCUGGCUUUAUUGCCAUAUAACGAAACAACAGUGAAAGAGGGAGAGUAGGUGUUAGUGAAAUUCUGGAGAUUUUAUGGUCAGUCUUUGCCUUUCAGUCUGUUAUUUUUGCCAAGCGUAUAGAAAGAGGAAGUUGUGCUAAAAUGCCCUCUUUAAUUUUUGUUAUUUCUUUUUUUUUCUGGUGGUGGUACUAGGGUUUGAACUCGGGGCUUCAUACUUGUCGCUCUACCACUUGAGCCACUCCUCCAGCCUCUUAAUUUUUGUUAAUUUCUUUAGCCAGAACACUGAGUGCACCUACCAAGCAGGGAUGGACCUGACCCCUAGUCUGACAUCAGUGCACCAUCACAAGGUGAAAGGCAUCCUAAUUGAAAGGGUAGGAAGUCACCUGAAAUUCUCCAGCCUCAUACACCAUGCGUCUUACCUGUCAGUGGUUGCACACUUCACACAAUUUCCUUCCAGUCUUCUUAAAACUAGAAAAGCCCCAUUUAAGCCAUUGUAUUUUCAGUCAAAAGGGAAAAAUUUUAUUCAUUCUUGAAAAUUUAACUGUUAUUACUUUGAAAAUAGAUGUAUUAUUCAGUUCUUUGAUGUUUUUAGAAAGGGGAUUUUCAGUAGUAAAUGUGUCACCUUUUAAAUAUUUACUAUGCAGUUUGUUUUAAUGUAACAAAUAUGAACUGCUUCUGUUUUUUUCUUUUCAGAAGCAUUCUAUUUAUCAACGUCUCAUCUAUAGAAUAGAAAACUUUGAGAAUAUUACCUAUUUUUAAAGUUUUCAUUAAUUCAGUAGAAAUGUUAAACACACAUGUGUAUACAUGUGUCUUUGCACACCUAUACCUUUUCUCUAGGCAAACUGAGGUGCAACUAUGAAUGACCCACUUGGGACAAUGGGACAUAUCAGGGAAGGAAGUGAGUUCUUCAUGCCUCUGUUUCCUCUUGCUGCUCUCCCCAUCUUUCGCCCUAGCUUCUGUGGUGCGUAAGCACUCCAACAUUCCAGUUCUCAUCUGGACACUUUACCUGUCACUUUUGAGGAAGUUCAGGCAGUCUUCCUCCUUGUACUCUUGAAAUAGGGAUCUACACCACCACCCUUGAGUGCUGUUGAUGCAUCUUGGGGACAGGCGGAUGUGAAACAUGUUUUAAGUCUCAAACCCUCUUGGCUUCUGGGUACUGGACUUACACCAGUUGGUGAGGGUGAGUAGCGUACUGCCUGUUUAUCCUGGAUAUUGAGCUUCUAGACUAAAGUUCAGUGUCAUGUAAUCAGUGAUUUGUGGGGCCAGAUGCCAGAAUGCUGUCCACUACCAGUCAUAAAAGAAGGUUCUUUGAACCUAGCUUAGAGCUUGUUUUCUUUUUAAAAAUCAGAAUGUUAGCAACUGAUAUAUCUUGCAGAGUUUUUCCUAUUCCUUCUAUUUUGUGUUCUGAAAUAUUGGGUCGGGGAGAGCCAAAGAGAAAAAUGUCAGAGAAAUUCCCUUGUUCACUGUUUUCCCCCAGAAAUGCCUUGAGUCUGAACAGACUUUAUCCUUUGCAAGAGUUAUAAGGCUGGGCUAUCCUUAUUUCAUGAGUAGCUAGUGUCUGCAUUUGUCAGUGUGUUGAAAGAGGGUUUGCAAAACUGUUACAGUGGUUUUGCAAAAGCUACUGUAGAAAGCUACCUUCUGUUCAGGCUUGGUGGAGCCCUAGUCUCCCAUGAUGAAGUUUCAAACCAUUACAGACCUGCUGUAGAUAAUGUGACUGAGAAACUUCAUUCUCCUGAAAGAUAGAUUGACAAAGGAAUGCUUGCUAGCUCUGACUGCUCUGGCCGUUGUGAAAGCUGGCUUCUGUUUUCAAAUCCUUCCUUCACUUUCUUUCUAGCUCUUUUGCCAGAGUUUGCUCUUUGUGACUGAAUACCUGGUUCAGAUUUCCUGAGCUUUUCUUCUGGAUCAUGGACUGCACAUGUGACACCUAAAUAAUCUUCUAUGUAUAUAAGGAAAAACUUACCACAGUGGUAUCUUUGCAGAUGAAUGUUAGCAGAGAGUCCAUAGUUACUUGAUUUGGUAAAUGUGGUUAUGCAACCUGAGGGCAUAGGAUUGGAUUCCCUUUUCUUCCUUCUCAGCCCCACAAAAGAAAAGCACACCUCUUAAUUAUCUCUUAGCUUAGUUAAGUGAAUGACUGCCAACUGUAACUCUUCCCUUUGGAUUCUGUAGUCUCAACAUCAAACAUUCCUUUCUUCUGGAGGGCUCUAGAGCUCUUUUUCUUUUGAAAUGUUCACAUUUAGCACUGGUAGGUAGAAGGUAGGGCCAAAUGAUUACCUUAGGCACAGAGUGGCUGAGCAGGGACUUUGGAAGAAAAUCCUGAUCUUUGCUUUCCCAUUCCAAGACAUCCAGCUCCUACUAGUGCCUCUUCCCUGCAGUGCAGGAACCCUGUGUGAACGUGAGAAGGUAGGGUGGGCUGGGCCAUGUGCUCCCAGCUCUACAGGGCUCAGGGUUAUGCUCCCACUUGAAUUUGGAUGUGAAUCUGGUAGAAAUGUCAAGUACCUGUGGAACUCGCUGAUUCACUACUCUCUUCCCUCUUUCUGACAGGCAGAGGAAUAUUUUUUUAAAGGUAUUUUGUUUUAGUGUUAAAUGGUAAAACACAAGCUGCAUUUUUAUUUAUUAUACAUGAGAAAAGUAAAUCUGUUUUUACAAAAACUCUAGAGUUGGAAACUCUGGGAAAACUUACUGAAGUACACAAAUGCUUCUCUUUCUGUAAUGUGCAAUAUGCUUUGCAACCAUAGAGACUAUUUUAUGUUUAAUCUGUAAAUAAGAAAUGUAUUUAAAUAAAAAGGGAGCUUUUUGUAGAAGGACCAAAUGUUCUUUUAUAAAUAUACUAAGGAAUAUC
Messenger RNA from Castor canadensis (American beaver), 5910 nucleotides. RefSeq names its product ER degradation enhancing alpha-mannosidase like protein 1 (gene Edem1). Lineage: Eukaryota; Metazoa; Chordata; Mammalia; Rodentia; Castoridae. Gene Ontology annotation, molecular function: calcium ion binding; mannosyl-oligosaccharide 1,2-alpha-mannosidase activity. Gene Ontology annotation, cellular component: membrane. Gene Ontology annotation, biological process: endoplasmic reticulum mannose trimming; mannose trimming involved in glycoprotein ERAD pathway; carbohydrate metabolic process. The record is from RefSeq and is a predicted model, not a curated record.